Stegostoma tigrinum is the source of this 3000-nucleotide messenger RNA. RefSeq names its product utrophin-like. Bases 27 to 404 code for a protein of 125 amino acids. The record is from RefSeq and is a predicted model, not a curated record. The transcript is spliced from 3 exons. Gene Ontology annotation, cellular component: plasma membrane. Gene Ontology annotation, biological process: synaptic signaling. Lineage: Eukaryota; Metazoa; Chordata; Chondrichthyes; Orectolobiformes; Stegostomatidae.
AUCAGUCCGUGUGUAUUCCUGGGCGAAUGUGCUCGUGUGGUCUCAGGAGUUGCGGAGGUCACGGCUCUGGGACAGCCGUUUCAUGGCCCUAUGCUGCAGAACCUGCCCCGGAAGAGAGAGCCCAGAGAAUUGCCAAAGCUGUCCGCAAACAGUCAAGAGAAGUGAAGGAAAAUUGGGAACAACUGAAAAUCCGUGCGAGCAACUGGCAGAAACAGGUGGAAAAGGCGUUGGAGAAACUUCAAGAACUGGAGAAAGCUCUGGAUGAUCUUGAGGCUCAUGUGAUAACAGCUGAGGGGGUCCGCACUGAUCGGCAACCUGUGAGUGACCUGCUUAUUGACUCAUUGCAGGAUCACUUUGAUAAAACCACACAGAUGCAAGUCGAAGUGCUGGAACUGGCGUCUUGAACUUAGCAACUGUUCAACGUGUAUAAAAUGAAUUCUGUGCGCAUCUACUAAAAGCAGUUUUAUGGAAGGAAAAGGUACCAAAGAAGAUUUGGUGUAUUGUGCUUGAUGCUAUUAUACUCCAACCUGUGAAAACAGAACUCUACGACUGAGAGUGUUGAGUUCUGAGAGGGUGCUAUCUUGUUUGAAUGUACAUUGCUAAGCCUAGGCCUAUUUUCCCAACAGCAAAAUUGGUAAUCCAGCAAGAAAUGGCUAUUUCUCACAUUUGUUGGCUGUAAGUGUCUGUUUAAAGUUUGAGUACAGUUUCCUCAUAUACAGGUGCUUAACCUGCUUUUACAGUUGGAACAUUUGUUGUGCCAAUGAAAAUUUUUUGAAUGGUUUCACCUCCAGUUUUCCUCUUUAUACAUAUUUGGUAUUUUUUCAGGGUAAGGACUAUCUUCAAAAUCUGAGAUUGGGUUUUGAAAGACAGCAGCCUUUGUUUUGGAGAGAUAAUGGGAACUGCAGAUGCUGGAGAAUGCGAGAUAACAACGUGUGGAGCUGGAUGAAGACAGCAGGCCAAGCAGCAUCUUAGGAGCACAAAAGCUGACGUUUCGGGCCGAGAACCACCUUGAGAAAAUGGGGAGGGGGUGCGGGUUCUGAAAUAAAUAGGGAGAGAGGGGGAGGCGGAUGGAAGAUGGAUGGAGGAGAAGAUAGGUGGAGAGGAGAGUAUGGGUAUGGAGGCAGGGAGGGGAUAGGUCAGUCUGGGGAGGCCGGACAGGUCAAGGGAGCGGGAUGAGGGGAAAUAGGGGUGCGGUAUGAGGUGGGAGGGGGGAUGGGUGAGAGGAAGAAUAGGUUAGGGAGGCGGGGACGAGCUGGGCUGGUUUUGGGAUGCAGUGGCAGGACAGGAGAUUUGGAAGCUUGUGAAAUCCACAUUGAUACCAUUGGGCUGCAGGGUUCCCAAGCAGAAUAUGAGUUGCUGUUCCUGCAACCUUCGGGUGGCGUCAUUAUGGCACUGCAGGAGGCCCAGGUUGGACAUGUCCUCUCGGGAAUGGGAGGGGGAGUUGAAAUGGUUAGUGACUGGGAAGUGCAGUUGUUGAUUGCAAACUGAGCGUAGGUGUUCUGGAAAGCGGUCCCCAAGCCUCUGCAUCGUUUCCCCAACGUAGAGGAAGCCACAACGGGGACAGCGGAUGUUUUGGAUAUUUCUUAAGCAUUGAUUUUCAUUCAGAGUUGGUUGGAUUUUGCUGAAGCAAUAGACAUAACUCACUAUGACGUAGACAAUGUCAGAGUUAAUGUUUCGCGUCCUGUGACCCUUCCUCAGAUCUCACUCUUGACUGAUGCUGCCAGACCUGCUGAGCUUUUCCAGCAACUUCUGCUUUUGUUGCUGAUUUACAGUGCCCACAGUUUUUUUGUUUUUUACGACACAGACAAAACUUGAUCUCUGCAGGAAGCAUGAUGCUGCAUUCUCCAACUUCCCUGCCUUUUUGUAAUAUAAUAUUGUCUUUUUAGGACAGAAGUGGCUUUUUUUUGUUUGUUUUAACUUCCGCACAUACUUUCUAUGCAGGUUAAAAGUCUACACCUUUUCAGUUCUCUGCUGCAUAAUGAAGACUUGGAACAAUUUUUUUUAUAAAGUAGAAAAUCAGUGUGGUUUGUUUUCCAAAAUGUGAUGUGUAAGUGCAACACUUAACAGUGUGUUCAUCAAACUAUUGUUUCCUUUGAUCUUUGUGUUGCAGAAAUUUCUAGAAUCAUUUCAUAUUUUUUUUUGAUAUAUUUUAGCAGCUUUCCUGGAGCAAGUCUGUUUUCCUUCGGAUGAGACGACUUUCAGACAUACUCCCUUUAUUAUGAGAUUUAAUUACGGUAAAAUGAGGAGGAUUUUGAUUCACUGAGACACACAUGACUAUAUGUUUAAAGCAUUGGAAAAUGCGUUCUGUUCGGACUGUCAUGUUAUCUGGUGUUUGUACCAGGCUUUCCGAUUAAAUGCAAGUGAUUAAGGAUGCUAAUGAUGCCACAUGUUAUUACAAGAGGAAAUGAACAUACAAGUAAGGAUUUUAUGCCACAUUUAUACAUAGCAUGGACCAUGCAGCAUGGAUGCAGUGACUGAGGGAAAUGGGAUGCGGUGACUGAGGGAAAUGGGAUGCGGUGACUGAGGGAAAUGGGAUGCGGUGACUGAGGGAAAUGGGAUGCGGUGACUGAGUGACAUGCUCACAGCGAAUUGCCCCCUCCAUCCUGACCCGCUCACAGCGACUUGCCCCUCCAGUCCAGACCCGCUCACAGCGACUUGCCCCUCCAGUCCAGACCCGCUCACAGUGACUAGACCCUGCAGUCCUGACCCGCUCACAGCGACUUCUCUCUGCAGACCUGACCCGCUCACAGCGACUUCUCUCUGCAGACCUGACCCACUCACAGCGAAUUACCCCUGCAGUCCUGACCCGCACGUUGCGACUUGCCCCUGCAGUCCUGACCCCCUCACAGCGACUCGCCCCUUCAGUCCUGUCCCAAUCACAAGGACUUGCCCUCUCCGUCCUUACCCGCUCACAGUGACUUGCCCCUGCAGUCCUGACCCCCUCACAGUGACCUGCCCCCUCACUCCUGACCCGCUCUACAUUGAGGAAACCAAGCAGAG